AUGAGUCGUUCCCAUGCUUUCCAUUCAUCACACAGCCCUGACCGAGACCCUCCCGCCCUCCUCGUCGCCGACCACAACCACGGCGCCAUCCUCCUCCGCCUCCUCGCACCCGACCAGGCCCUCGGCCUCCUCCUCCUCCUCCUCCUCCGCCCUGAGGAUCUGCCGCAGCCGCUCCCGCACCAUGGGAUCCUGCUCCAUCUCCUGCCACAUCCCCAGGUCCAGAUCCGCCGCGCUCUCCUCCUCCUCCUCCGGCGCCGCCGCCGCCGCCGCCACACCGCUCCGGCGCCUGCUCCUCCCCCGCGCGCCGCCGCCCCAACGGCCGCAGCAACAGACCAGCGCCCUCCUCAGCGCCUUCCACGAGCCCCCGCCCGUGGCGACGAUGUUCCGCCGGAGCACCUUGAACGACGUCUCGGCGAUCGUCAGGACGCCCAGCACCGCCAGCGCCGUGAGCCACCAGACCGGGUCGGCGCCAAACGUCUCGGCGAAGCCGUUGCGCACCGCGUACGGCGACACGCCGGGCGGGUAGAUGCCCGAGAGGAACCCGUUCCAGGCCCACCAGCCCGACGUGGUGAUGAAGAAGGCGACCAGGACGAUGACCGUCUUGGA
Molecule: messenger RNA, 606 nt
Organism: Thyridium curvatum
Lineage: Eukaryota; Fungi; Ascomycota; Sordariomycetes; Thyridiales; Thyridiaceae
Exons: 1
Source: RefSeq, a predicted model, not a curated record